UCCCUCUGCCUUUCCGGCGUCCGGAGUCGGCGGUCCGCACCCUCUGCCCGCGCUGCUGCCGCUGCUCGUCGUGGGAGACCCAGGCGACGCGGUGACUGGAGCCCCGAGAGAGCCCUGCGCCCAGCUCUGCCCCAGCAGGCCCCGCUGUCCUGUCACCCCGCCGUCCCUGCCGGCCGGAGCCAUGCGCUGUGUCCUGAGCGGUGCCACCCCCCUGGGGCUGCUGUGGCUGGUCUGCAGCGCCCAGGGCCUCUUCCUGCCCAACGUCACCCGCCUGGAGGAGCUGCUGGGCCGCUACCGGCAGGAGGACCCGCCCCUCCAACAUGGAGCCUUGACCUGGGAUGAGGAGCUGGAGAAGUCUGCGGAGGAGUGGGCCCACGAGUGCAUCUGGGAUCACGGCCCCACUCGCCUGCUGGUGGCCGCCGGCCAGAACCUGGCUGUCCACUGGGGCAGGUACCGCUCCCCUGGCUUCCACGUGCAGUCCUGGUAUGAUGAGGUGAAGGACUACACCUACCCCUACCCCCACGAGUGCAACCCCUGGUGCCCCGAGCGCUGCUCCGGGCCCAUGUGCACUCACUACACUCAGAUAGUGUGGGCCACCACCAACAAGGUGGGCUGUGCCGUGAACACCUGCCGGAAGAUGAACGUCUGGGGAGACGUCUGGGAGAAUGCUGUCUACCUCGUCUGCAAUUACUAUCCAAAGGGAAACUGGAUCGGACAAGCGCCCUACAAGACCGGCCAGCCCUGCUCGGAGUGCCCACCCAGCUACGGAGGCGGCUGCAAGAACAACCUCUGCUUCCGAGAAGAAUCCUCCGACCCCAAGCCUGAAACGGAUGAGAUGAACGAGGUGGAGACAGCUCCCGUUCCUGAAGAAAAACACACCCGGGUCCAACCGAGGGUGUCCCAGCCUGUGAAGCCCAAGAAGACGCCCGCGGUCAGCUUCAUGACCCAGAUUGUGCGCUGUGACACCAAGAUGAAGGACAAGUGCAGAGGGUCCACCUGCAACAGGUAUCAGUGCCCUGCAGGCUGCCUGAACAGCAAGGCGAAGGUUUUUGGAACUCGGCUCUAUGAAAGUUCGUCCAGCAUCUGCCGGGCUGCCAUCCACUACGGCGUCCUUGACGACAAGGGGGGCCUGGUGGACAUCACGAGGAACGGGAAGGCCCCCUUCUUCGUUGAGUCUGAGCGGCACGGCCUGCAGACUCUGAGCAAGUACAAGCCGUCCAGCUCGUUCACGGUGUCCACAGUGAAAGUGCAGGACGUGGACUGCUAUGUCACGGUUGCUCAGCUCUGCCCAUUUAAGAAGCCCGUCUCCCACUGCCCAAGAGUUCGAUGUCCAGCCCGCUGUAAAGAUGAGCCGUCCUACUGGGCUCCCGUGUUUGGGACCAACAUCUACGCGGAUACCUCGAGCAUCUGUAAGGCAGCUGUGCACGCUGGCGUCAUCAGGGAUGAAAGUGGGGGGCACGUGGACGUGAUGCCCGUGGACAAGAAAAAGACCUACGUGGGCUCGCUCAAGAACGGGGUGCAGUCAGAAAGCCUGGGGACUCCUCGGGAUGGCAAGGCCUUCCGGAUCUUUGCUGUCAGGCCAUGAAUUCCAGCAGGGAGGGGGCGUCGCCACGAGGGCUGCAGGGUUCCGCUUUGUGUGUUUAUUUUGCGUGGGGGUGGGUGGGUGAGGGUAUGGAGAUGCGGCAGAUGUCCUUCCAGUGACAUUCGCUGUCCACCCCCGUGUGUCCCCCACCAUGGAGAAGCCAUGUCCUCAGGUCUCGGUGGGCCACGGUCACACGGUCCUGCUGAGGUCUGGGGUCUCCAUCUGGGCACCCCUCUCUGUAGGGAUCGGACCCAUCUCCUAGAGGGGACUGUCACCCAAGAUGUUCCCUGUCAUGUGUCCUCGGGUGGGAGGAGGGAGAGGAUUCCAAACUCCUGGGAGAAGGGAGGGUUGGAGCUCACAGCUGGGAGGCGUUCCUGGCGUGGGAACAGGGCGUGUUUCAGGAAGGGAGUACAGGAUAGUUACGAUAUUUAAAUUUUUCGAAAACUCAGUCCGUCCUUGCCAGUAGAGAAUCUGGUUUAAAGUUUGCAGGUCAGACAAAUGGGCUGGAGCAGAGGUGGGGAGUGAGGGGCCGGCCCCGUCCCCGCCGUGGCCUUGCCAGUGUCCUCCUGGGCCCCUUAGCCACGGGCAGGUCCCUGGCCAUGGGCAGCCCCGUACAUGCAGCAGUGCUGGCCUAGUUAGAGAUGGUCUUCGUUGUCGCCCCUCCCUCCACGUGGUCCAUCUGUGUUCAGCCGUGACCUUUGGUCCCAUUGAGGACCAAGGAACCAGAACUCUCCUCCCCAGCCCCCUGCAGCUCUCGCCCACCCUAAUGCAGUCCUGCGGUCACUCCCAGGACCCGGCCUUUCUCGGUCCUUGUAUCUUGUUCCACUGAGACGUCUGGGAGAGCUGGGGAAGGCAGCUCGGCGCACAGAGCCCUGUGCGCUGACCUAGUUUCUAGCAGUGGGAGGGAUGGAUUUCUGGCUCUCCCCGGGCCGAGGUCAGCCGCGCGGCCUGUGGUUGGGGAGCCGUCCUGUGGCCUAGUAGUGGCGGGAGACAGCAGGCCCUGGCAGCGUUUCUCGUCCUGUUUUUGUGGAACAUUCCCGAGGCUCCAGGGAGUGUGGUGCACUCUGGCUUCCAUCGCUCCGUAGGAGCUCUUCCUGCGCCCAGACCAGAAACCCACGGUGAAAUGAAAUACCCAGUUGGAAAUAGCGUGUCUUUGCAGAAGGCAAACUCUGCCACCAGCCCAGCCUCGCCCGUGUGCCACGCUCGUGAGGCCUGUUUCCUAAUGGGAUCUCACUCUCCAUCAAAGUACUUCUGGGCGGAAAUGCUGGCAGAAGGAAGACAGUGGGUGUGCACCGGGGACCCUACCUGGGGACCUAGGUCCUGGCCCCUUUGUGGGAUAAUGCCCCAGUGAAUGCGGAAUGCAGAGGUCGUUCUUACCCCUUUAUUGUGGACCGCACCCGCAGUGAGCCGCUCCCGUCAUUCCCAAACAAGUCCAUCCCCGCGCCGCCCGCUCUGGGCCGGCUGCCGGAGGGCGGCUUGCUGGCCGGGUCUGCAGGCUUUUCUUCCUCAUGAGCAUUUGAAACUGGAACCACUUUUCUGCAGAAAAUGGAGGCAGGACUGCAAUUCCAAGCAGGGACGGCCUCGGGUUACGCCUGGUGCUCUUGGCACGCCACCCAGAUCUCGAAGACCCACGCGUCAGUCCGCUCCCCGUGAGAGCUCCGGUCUCCGGGGUGCUCGCCCGUCCCGUCUGCGGUGUGUGCUGGCCUCCUGGUGGGGAGGCUCGCGGAGCCCGCAGUUCACGUGUGUGCUUUUUCUAUGAAAAAGGGUGUAUUUUACUCCUUCCUGUGUACAAAGUCUGUAAAUGUUCUGUGCUUUGCGUGGACAGGGCCACGUUGUUGCCAUUAUUUCAGUACAUUUUCUAGAUGUUUCUGUAACGAAUCUUUUAUGGACAAGUCUGAACAAUUUGUGAAAUAAACACGUCAAACCUC
Tupaia belangeri chinensis (Chinese tree shrew) is the source of this 3510-nucleotide messenger RNA. It is a transcript of the gene CRISPLD2, whose product is annotated as cysteine rich secretory protein LCCL domain containing 2. NCBI's taxonomy places the organism in Eukaryota, Metazoa, Chordata, Mammalia, Scandentia, Tupaiidae. The coding region runs from base 182 to 1585 and encodes 467 amino acids. The record is from RefSeq and is a predicted model, not a curated record. Gene Ontology annotation, cellular component: extracellular region. The transcript has 16 exons.